Messenger RNA from Pocillopora meandrina, 8013 nucleotides. NCBI's taxonomy places the organism in Eukaryota, Metazoa, Cnidaria, Anthozoa, Scleractinia, Pocilloporidae. The record is from the annotation of a GenBank genome assembly.
AUGACGAAGAGGAUCCAGGGAAUUUGGCCACAAUGGUUAGAGGCUUUUGAAGAACUAGGAUCGAGGGUGAACUUACAUGGUCGGCGAAGGAAAAAGGUACAAGAAUUUCUAACCAUUUGCCAAACGCGAAAUCUAUCAUGACACACAAUAAUUUCCAUUUCCUUGAAGAACACUGUAUAAUAAGCAGUUCAUAAUCGCUAGGACACACAGCCUUCUCUUCACUGCGUAAGAAAGGGGAUGCGAAUUGUUGGCUUCUAAAACUGGAUAUGUUAUUCUUUAUUUUCCUCUUUCAAGUUCUAAAAAAUUCCUCGUAGAAGUCUGUCAUGAUUUUCUUUUGAAUUUCUCUUAUUUUUCAUGAGAGUUUUACAGUAUCGAUCCUGAGAAUGAAACAAGUUCCCAUAAUUAUAUUUUUUAUAGAUUUUGGUUUAUAUGGCUGGAAUGGGAGAGCACAAGUUUUUCUUGGACGGAGCUUUCAUGGGAGGGCCUCUUGGUGAACUGGCUCAGUGGUGUGACCUUAUAAGUGCCCUAUAUAUUUUAGGCCAUGAGCUUGUAAUCAGUUUUAUGAAAGAAGAAGUACCGAGGUGAGGAAAGUUUCCUUUCUUACAGGCCUCUGAUCAUACUUUCGGUUUAUAUUACGGUGGCAACCAAUAGAACGCGUAAAGCUGAGUCAUGCGCCCUUCACAAUUUAAAACUUUUAACAUACACUGCAGCACUUGAUUAACGGGCGAUGGGUGGUUUUUGACAGCCUAUUUUUACGGGCUAUGAAUCUGCUUUCUCCCAUGAAUUUCCCUACUCGAUUGUCAGCAUUCAACAAGAAUAAUCUUUUUUAGAUUUCAGGAUUGACAGGGUUGGCUUGCUUGCAGGAAUGCCAAGAAAGACCAGUUUGGGUUUCAUAAUCCAUUGCUGUUGUUGUUGUCGCUAUUUUUUUUUUUUGGGGGGAGGGGGGAGCGUAUAGGAUUUCUGUAAAACGUCGUUGAUGGUACAUAGACCUUUAAUUAAUAGCUUUCGGAAGACAAAAAUCAAACAGAUGGCUCAUGAAGCAAAUAGGGCACUUAUAUACCUCCAGAUUGAGAAGAUGAACUCGGAAAACGGUAAAUCUUUGGAAAAGUGCUACUCAGCUUCUCUCACACGUAAUUUAAACUUGCUCAUGCACAAAAAAAUUCUGAUAGUUACUGAAAUCGUUGUUUUGAUUCAGGUUCUUGGUUGUCCCGACCUCAGAUGGUUGUGCACGUCAAAAAAUGGACGAUGAAGUGGACCUCAUUUUCACCGACAUAAUGGGAGUGUUGAUCAUAUCUAUACACAGUGGACAGGAUUACUCGCGACACAAGUGCGUGAUUUCUCGACAGAAACGUGUUGAGGUUUUAUGCACAGUGACAAAGCGCUUGAAAAACCCAACACUGCGAUAAAACUAAGACAGCAACAACAAAGUGGACAUAUAGAUAGCUGGAUAGCUAGACAGUCUGACCGAACGAUCUGAGGAUGAAUAUUGAGACAGAUAGGCAGACAAACGGAGAGCUAGACAGACUGACAGGCAGAUAGACGGUAAGUCAGACAGCGAGAGAGACAGAUAGAGGAGAGAAAGGCCGAUAGACAGACAAAAAGAGAGAGACACCUAAAAAGACUGGAGACAAACAGAGAGAUGUCAAGCGAAAAGGGAGACAGACACAAAGAAGACAGACCGACAGAAUGACAGGCAGAGAGUCCGACAUUUAGCCAGAUACACAAUUAAGGUCCUCGUCCGUUGUUUAAAUCUGAGAUGAAGGGCAGGGAGAGGGCAAAAAAGGGCUCAGUCGUUUGUUUGUCACUUAGUAAAUACGAAUUUCGUCAUAAGAAAUCUUGGUCAAAUUAACGAAUAAAUAGAGGAGCAAGUUUCUAAAGAAACUGUGGGGCUGCGUCGGUGGGAGAGUAUAGGAGGUAAUUUAGUGUUAACAACUGAGUUGAAAAAGUAAAUUGGCCACCGUAAAGAGUAAAAAAGCUGACGUUUCGAGCGUUAGCCUUUCGUCCUUCGCCCUUCUCAUCGCUCUGACGAAGGACUAACGUUCGAACGUCACCGUUUUUACUCUUUACGGUCGCCAGUUCACGUUUUCAACUCAGGUGUUAGCACUAAAUUACCCAAAUUAAUGAAUAGAUGCCCAAUUCAGGUAAACUACAGUUGAUUGAAUUCUGUACCUUUCAUAUGUGAUUUUUUUUUUCGCUAAAAGAUGUCAUAACUCAGUUUUAAAGGAUGACGGGUUAACUUGCUUUUCGUUCUACAGGUGCAAAUUUCGUGUCUUAGAUUCAUUUGGUACGGACGCGGAAUUUAACUAUAAACGUUACAAGGGGGAAAUUCCUGGAGGGAGAUCUCCUUGGGGAGAUCUGGACCUUCACCUAGCGCAAUUUAUGACGAUGUACCGUGAGUAUCAAUUUAUUUAGAAUUUAAUUUUUUUUUAUAGUUAGGUCAUCAUAACUUAAGCUAUGCCCGCAGUAGAAGAAAAGUUAUCCUCAACACGAGGGAAACCAUAUCAUAGUGAUGACUUACACUGGCUGCAAAUAUAAUAAAAUUAGGCCAAAGAAGUUAAAUAACGCUUUGCAAGUUAGGAUCAGUUAAGUGACUCUGAUUCCGCACAGAUUUUCUAAAAAAAUAUCAGAGAAUUGCACCAGACAUCAUGCAUAUUUUUAAAUUAAAAGUCGGAAUACUCCUAAAUCUCACCCUUACCCAGUCCUGGUUGUCAAGGUGCAGACUUUUGGAAAGUAUUUAAAAAACACUGACAUCAAAAGAAUGGCCUUAUGAAAAUAACAAGGAAGUGUUAAUGAUUCGUGGAAAUUUUUAUGCCAACGGCGCUUGGGGGGUAAACGAAACUAUUGUGCAUUAUUGAGCUAUUCUAAACGAAAAAGGGAUUUAGUGAACAUAAAGCGUGAUGUAAACAGUUUGGUGAUGGAACUCGAGCAAAAUACCAUUUGAAAGUGAUGAGGAAAAUCCAAGGAGACUAAAGGAUGCAGGCUUAGGGAAGUGAAAAUUUACAUGGAUUGUAAAUGGUAAAUUUGGAAGACUCAGGCUUAAUUUUUCAAUCUGCAUAAACAAUGAUUUGCCUGUUCCUUUUUGUAGCGCAUAGCCCUGACAACUCCUUCCUUGGUUUCGCUGUUCCGCGAAAGUCUCGGGAAAACGUAGUUCAUUCAAAUGACCGAAUGGCAGCACUUGUUUAUGGGAAGGAUCCAGAGUUUUGGAAGGUUAGCAUACCUGAUGCACUAACAAGCAAAUUAAAAUGAUCUUAAUUUAAUAGUUGAAAAUGGUUCACCCUCAACAAUUGCCUGGACGACAAAUCGUUUAACGUCUUUGUUCGAACUAACAAAAAGGAAUUAUAUGAUAUACGUAAGAAAUGUAAUUACCAGAGAUUCAUAAAAAUUUUCAUUGAAGAGAACUAAAAUGAAAAUACUUGAAGUUCAGUUGGUAAACGACAUGACCUAGUUCUGUAGCGUCAUCCAGCCAAAUUGUUUUCCUAUCAGAGAACAAGAAGCAGUUAAGUAAACAGUCAAACAGGCUAGGUUAGAAAGCGUGCCUGUAAACCGAACGCUUGGUCAAAACUGUUUCACUUAUAAAUAAAAAGUUUAUUUUUUUGGCCUAAACAGCUACGCCAUACACUGUUAAUCACAUAAUAAUCAAUUAUUAAUCAACCGUCGAUCACCGUGUUCACCUGAAAAGGAACAACUAAUAUUAUUUAGUCAACGACGCAGUAGUGGUGACGAAUGUUUACAAGCUUGAAAACGUAGGGGUGAGGCGUAGAUCCCUCACGCAAACCGCGUGAGGCAUUGAUCCUUGAAAGUCCGAUGGCUUGCGCUGGCUGAUCUAUAUAAUGGUAAUAGCACCGAGUGGAGUCUAAUUUGGUCUGUAAUCAUAAGAGUGUUUAAAAAAAAUAGGACGAAUGUUAAGCGGGAUUGCGGUUUGUUGUUCCAAUUAAUCAAAACUAUAACAAAAUUUGAGAAAGAAACUAGAAAUCGGUUAUGCGUUUUCAUUUAAAAAAAACAUCAAUUAACUUUGCGAAAUACGAGACAAUAGCGCGCGCAGAUGACGCGUUCUGUCCUUUUACACAGGCAUGACGUGUGAACUGUUCCUUAAGUUGUCCUAUUACACUAUCCAAUUACAAACAUGACGCCUACACUGUCCUAUUAGUGCUUAAAUCGGGCUGGUGAUGACCAAUAGCGUUUGAGAAUUUUGUUAUAGUUUUGAUUACGCUUGAAAUCGGAUUUAUCCAUCAAAACUCUCAAUGGAUUCAAUCGGAGUGAUUCCACGAGUUCUUCGAGUCGUUACUCAUCGGUUUGAUUGACCUCGAUUAGUUUGAUUCACUAAAAAGUUUCUUUUUUCUUUGCAAACUUGUUUUCCAUUAGGACAGAGUAGGUUAACCAUUUAAGAAGUUCUUCUAAGACUUCUUCAAUACUCACGCCACGCCUCUCCUUUUACCAUCAGGGUCACGCUGAUUAUAUCGACACAGUGAAAAGAUAUUUUAACGAAGUUCACGCCACUUUGGGAAGAGCGAGUGUAAGUAAUAUGUAGAUCAAGAACUUAGAAAGUUUAAGCCGCAGCCGAUGUGGAUCGCAGGCGCCCCUAAACAUCCUUGGUAAGGAAGACGUCUGAGAACCUUGAGGUAGUUUCAGCGGUCAUUCACCCAAGUCGUGUUUGGUUUAAGUUUCGUAUCCAGCGAUUUAUCACACAGAAUACAGUGAAGCAUAUUUCUGUGAAUCCCAAAUCUUUUUUCGCCAUACGAUAGCUUUUAUGCAUGAUAACUCCAUUUACUUAAACUUGUUCCUUAGUCUUGUUUACACUAAACUUAUUUCGAACCUUCACCAACUUCUUGAUGUUUCUGAAUUGGAAAUUUAUAGAAUAAGUUCUCAUCAAAUUUUGCGACUCCGCGCCUUUAAAACGAAGCUUGGAGGAUAAAAUUGGAUAUACCGACUUUUAAAAACACCCAUUAGCCUUUGUUAAUCCGUUUAUCCUAUAUUUGCCCGUAAUUUAUUACAGGAGAAGCAGCGAGAGUUUGGUGUUCCUGAAUAUGUGAUCAACCAUGGGAUAAUUAAUAUUACAUCACUUGUGAAUCUGUUGCAAACUAGUAAGGUAGGUGUUUUAAAUAUGUAGAGCUAAUAUGAAAGAUGUACUGCAAGACUUCUCCCAUGCAUCCUUAACCCUUCAAUAAGAGCAAAAUGUGAUCAACUAAAAUUAAUUUUUCCGGUUUUGGCCUUUAUAUAGAUCGCUUGCUUAGUCUUUCUUUUUCAAUGUUUUUUUUGGUCUUAACCGACAUAAAUGAUAAAGAAAAAAAAAAGAAUUUUCUCGGGUUUUCAUAUUAGUUUAUUUUGCUUCUUUAUCUCGUCAUUACGUCUCUUCAGGUUGGAAAAUUAUCUUUAGCGGUUCUACAGCUAUUUAUUGACAAGAACAUAUCAACUGUUGAUAUUCUCUUGAUUAAUUAUAGCGAAUUAUAGUUCAAUACAAUUUUCGCAAAAAAGGACUAACAAAGCCUUUGAGAUUUCUCUUACUCCGACCAAAUUGUAAUAUUUUUUAAUACAUAGCUGUAUUUUUCCUCUUAGGUAUUUGUAGGUCUUGGUCAACCUUUCGAAGGACCAGCAGCCCUUGAAGCCUUGGCUAAUGGAUGUUUCUUCCUUAAUCCCAAGGUAAUGCGCAUGACUAUGUUGCUUGAAGGUGAGAGUAGAACAGAAUAUUUCGCUCAAGCCGAAAAAGGUAAAAAAUAUAAAUGAAAUUAUGAUUGCUAUGUCGCACCUUUGUAUAGCACGUGAAUGACAUUGCCUCCUAAAGUAUUCAUUCCUCAAUUUCCUUUGUUAGAUCAUCAUUCUCGAAAAUAUUUUACUAGUCCUGUGUUCAGAUAAAGUUCACACUGCAAGUCUAGGUUCGAAGCCACUUACCUUUGUGAACAGACCCAUGAACCACAGGUUUCAGGGCAAAAUUUCGCAGAAUUAUGAUCGUGUUUUCAAUCUUAAUUUAAUUAUUUGUUAAUUCACUUAUUAUUGUUUCAUCAACAGUAUAUCCCGCCGCUGGACCGAACAAACGCAGGCUUUUUUGCUGGUAAACCGCUAAAUAGAAAGGUAAUUCAGAAAUUCACAGGUAGUUCGCAUAUAUCUUUUUAAGCUUUAUAUCACCCAGAAUGAGGCGACCCAUAUGGGACUCUUUUUAGCAGCCUGCAGGAAAAUUGAAAUCCAUUGUGGGUAUUUAAGCUCGUACAAGAGAGAUAAUGGCCUCAAACCAACUGCCAGCAUGCACGUCGGGUGAUAUUGCGGGCUCGCAACGUUGACUGAUUAUUUGAGAAUUGAAAAACACUCUGCAACAGGAACAUCUCUGUCAAACUUUGCCCGGGAAGUUUUUUACAUCACACACGUUUUUGACUGCGUAAUUGUAUCUGGAAAAAAUCUGCUCUUUAAACAUCAGUCGUGAGACAAUUAAUUCCUGCUUAUUUCAUUCUAUUGCAUUUUAGAUAACUUCUCAAAAUCCUUACGCCGAAGUAUUCGUUGGUGAACCUUUCGUACAAACCGUGAACAUCAAUAACUUGACUGAAGUUGAAGAAGCUCUCCGAGAAAUUAUCAGCACAAAGGUAAAUAUUCUACUUUCGAUUUCUUUACGGAGGGAAUAACGUAUGGGGUGGUUUAAGUUUGAAGUUAGAAUUUAUUAGAAAAUAUUCAAUUCCUAUAUCAUUGCAAAAUGACGUUUUAAUUUUAAGAAUCUGAGGAAAGUUAUUCAACAGAUAUUGGGGUUUGGAAGGAACAAGAGGUCUAUUCAAGAAACGAAAAAACUGAUCCCCAAAUAUGUUUUGGCCACUAUGGCCUGAUAUACUGCAUAGCCUAUUACUUUUGUCUUGACGCUGAAGAAAAGCUGGUGUCAAUCACCCUGAACAUAUGUUUGGAAUGAAAGAAGUUAACACGAACAUCACUAGUUGGGUAUGAUGUAAACAGGAAUAUAUAGGACAUGGUUUGAUGCUACUCUGAUUAAAGAUUCAAUGAAAGAAACCGAGAAGUUACAGUUCUCGGUUACUUUCAUUAAAUCUUUAAACCAGAGUAGCAUCAAACCAUGUCUGAUUGUCCACCUGGUUGCCAUGUGGACUUUAGCAAUGAAUUAAUCCAUUUUUUUUUUAUUUUAUGUUAGGAAGAGCCUCACUUACCUUACGAAUUUACUCAUGUUGGUAUGUUAGAGAGAGUAAAUGCAUAUGUGGAAAAUCAGGUAAUACUACGUCAUUUGAUCUGAUUGACCUUGACGAUACGAAAAAUUUCCACCAUGUAUGACUGAAGGAUAUGAAUCUCACAGUAUUGAGCAAACCAUUUACCUGUUGUUCCAGGAUUUUUGCAAGCCGACGAACUGGCCACCUCUGAGUGAAUUAAGGACUCUCGUGGGAGGAGAGGGCGAGUCCUGCAUAGCGACCUGCCUUAGAAAACAACUGAUCUGUGAACCGAAGUUCUUCGUGUCUUUAAACGUGGAGGAAGCCUUUGAAAGGUGGGAUUUGAUACCGCAUCAAGAGAUAUCAUGUUUGGCUCACUUUCUUCGUGUCUUUUGUGUCGGCAAUAUCUCUUUGAAUUUAAUAUACGCGUCUUCAUUGAAUGAAAUUUUGUGAUAAUAAUUUGCAGUUUUGAUUAUUCUUAGUUCCGGAUUUGAGUGUAAAUCAACGUUUUUCCACGAGAGCAUCUUGGCCCCGUCAAUAAACACAACAGACAGCAUCUGUGUGCUACAGACUCAGCCAAUGUUGUUCAGCUGCCGAGCAGCCUUGCCUGGUGUUGUUCGUAUUUGCCCAUGCCGCUCAUAUCGCAAAGAACAAGUUGCACUAUGCGAAACGUGCUGAAGAAACAAUCUACAUCAUUGGAUGUUAAAACUGCCGAGCUCGUUGAUAAGCAACGAUCUAAACUGCGAUGCUAUAACGAAAGAAGACUGUCCGCGACAUCACGAUAGUGUUACACCAAGACACGAUCCUUACAAUACUGAACACAGGUUAUUCACUCUCCACUGAAGCCUUGGAGCCUUGAUGGCAAAAACAGCAAAAUGAUCAAAAG